Zingiber officinale is the source of this 2106-nucleotide messenger RNA. RefSeq lists its product as uncharacterized. The coding region runs from base 95 to 1492 and encodes 465 amino acids. The record is from RefSeq and is a predicted model, not a curated record. Lineage: Eukaryota; Viridiplantae; Streptophyta; Magnoliopsida; Zingiberales; Zingiberaceae. Gene Ontology annotation, biological process: endoplasmic reticulum calcium ion homeostasis. The transcript has 3 exons. Gene Ontology annotation, cellular component: endoplasmic reticulum. Gene Ontology annotation, molecular function: calcium ion binding.
AACCCGAAAUAUACGUGCUGUUUUCGGAGGGUGAUCUGGAAUUUGACUCGACAGUUCUGAUCCAUCUCCGGCAGAUCAAAAUCGAAGCGUCCCAAUGGCCCGGAUCCGGCGGAAGUUUGCCGUCGGCGACGCCCUCCUCCUCCUCUUUUCUAUCCUUCUUACCCACUCCCACUCCUCCGUCUACCUCGAGGGCUUCGAUCCCGACGAUCCUAAUCUCGACGUCGCCGAAGACACCGUUGUCCCCGCCACUCCCGCUCCUCUCACUACUACCUCCCUUUCCAGCUCCUAUUCACCGGACGACCACCAUAGCCCUCCCUCCGAUCCACCUCUCCCCUCCCCCUCCGUGAUCUGGGACGAGGACGAGUUUGAGGGAAUCCCCUCUGCCGCUCACCCCCAGGAACCAGGCGCAUUCUCCCAAAAUGAAACGCACCCCACCUCCUCCCCGUCCGCCCUUGAACCCUCCUCUUCCUCUUCCUCUUCCCUUCGGUUCUUGACCUUCCUCCGAUCUUACGUCCUCGAGGUCGUACUCGUCGUUUUUCUGAUCUCUUUCUCCCUUAAUUACCUCCAUGGGAGACGCCUGAACGAAGCCAUUGCCUUCUCUUGGGCCACCAACUUCGCUUCCAAGGAUUCCAUCUUGGAGAAGAACUUCAACCUCCUCGGCGUUGGCGACGGUAACUACGCUCCCCUUCUUCUCAGAGAGGGCCACGACGUGUUUAAGUUCUAUGCCGGCGGCCGGCGCUAUUGCCAGGGGAUUCUCGCCAAAAUGGAGUUGCUGAGCAGGCACGACUUGCUGUCCCGUGCUCUCUAUCUGGUGUUCCCCAAGAGAGACACAAUCACGUUCGAGGUGGUUAUGAAUGAGGACUCCAUGGACCACGUGGUGUUUGCUCUCGCGAGGAAGAAGACUGCCAACGCAAUGCAUAAAGGGGAGAGGGACCUGAAGAAAUUUGCAAGCGCAAUUGUUGCACCUCCAGCUGGAAGGCAUUGGGUUGCUGAUGAACUGAUGGUGGUAGCGGAAUCAAAGGAGGUCGCAGGAGAUAUGGUCACUGAUGUUGUGCUUGAGCAGGUUUUCGGCCAUAAUGUGUUUGAGAAAUUUGGAAAGUGGUUUGUCUCACUACAUUUCUCUGAUCAAAAUCCAGGAUCCCGCAAGAAGAAUCUUAUCUUCAAAUUUGUGCUACCAGAUGCUGUGAACAUGUCUGACAUGAUACGACUGGUUGCUCUUGUGCCAUACUAUAUCGAUCUGAUCGGGCGAUACAAACUAAGUCCUCAUGCACGCUCAAAGACAGAAGCAGCCAGAAUAAAGGCGGCCCAAGAGGCACACAAGGAACUACAGAAUAUAAGACAGGAAGCCUUGCAAAAGAAGAAGGCUGAAAAGAAAAAAUUGAUGGAAGAGGUUGAGUCUAGACUUAAUUCUGUGGCAAUUCGUAAGAAAGAGGAGAGAGAACAAGCUCGGCAACUGAAGUCGGGACCGAAAGUUAAGAUGCUUCGACGCUAAGUCUUAGACAUCUUAGGCUGCCUUCUUGUUCACUCUGCCACUUUCUACGAUCCUUUCAUGGUAAAAAAUUCCUAUUUGCUUCGCUGCGUUAUGGAUGCCACGAUUAUGCCAUCUUUCUAGGUCCUGGUGGAGGUGCUGCUGCUUGCGACGUAGGAUUUUAGCAAAUAUUAUGAACUCAUUUGUGCAGGCUGCCGCCUUGUUAUUGUCAAAACGUUUUUGAUUUUGUUGGUUAUAUCAAUACCAUUGUUUACGAAAAUGUAGAUUUAGAGGCACAUCAGCAAUGUUGUUCUAUGAGGAUGAAGCCCUCGAAUGCUAUACUCUCUGCAGUUCGAUCUUCCAAAGUUGAGCUCUUUUGUAUGGUCAAAAGCGGGAGGGUAAAGCACUUUCUAGUGUUCUGUUUAACAGUCGAGCAUCUGCAUGCAUUAUAGCAGAAUUAGGAUUUAGUGAUCUUUUUUCCUUAGAAAACAGGUUUUCAUAUAGUUUCAUUAAGCCUGAAUGUCUAAAUAUUGUCCAUUUGGGUUUCAUGUAAUAAAUCCUACUCAUUUCUUAUGCACAAUUACUUGGAUGGCUUUGUCCAUUCGGAUAUAUAUACUGAAUCGUGUAUUUGACUUUUA